This is a messenger RNA of Schistocerca serialis cubense, 1127 nucleotides long. RefSeq names its product RRP15-like protein. Lineage: Eukaryota; Metazoa; Arthropoda; Insecta; Orthoptera; Acrididae. Gene Ontology annotation, biological process: maturation of LSU-rRNA; maturation of 5.8S rRNA. The transcript is spliced from 5 exons. The record is from RefSeq and is a predicted model, not a curated record. The coding region runs from base 226 to 1017 and encodes 263 amino acids. Gene Ontology annotation, cellular component: preribosome, large subunit precursor.
ACAGAACAGGUAGUGUUACGAACUUUGAUUACGACUCUUCGUUUUAAAGCUCUGAACCUCCGAUGUUAUGACGACGAUGUCAACAUCAACAGUUCUGCACGUGGGAUUGUUUUGGUGGAAACGUUAUGUUUGUGUUGGCGCUUCUGGUGUGUGUACUGCGUGAAAUAAGCUGAACUGAUAAAAAAGAAUUAGUAGUAAAUUUCUGGAAAUACUGACAGACUCAACAUGGCGACCUUUCUGAGCUUUUCGGAAAUUGUGGAGGAGCCACGAAUUAAUGAAGAUGAAGAAGCCGAAAUAUCUUCACUUGAUGAAGACCACGAGAUGGCUGAAAAUACUAAUGACAGUGACUGUGGAACAGACACAAGCAAGAGUGCAACCGAGGGGACAGGUGUCAUUGGUGGGAACCCUGGCUGGGCUGAUGCAAUGGCCAAGAUCCUGAAGACAAACAAGCCAAAAAAUAAGAAAACCAUUGUGUUAGCUAAAGCAAAGAAGCUGCAACAAGUUGCAAAAAAGGGAAAACCUUCAGUAGAAACUGAUACUGCUGAGAAAGAAGAAAAAGAUACCACUGUAAAAUUUGAGAAAAAUGCUAUGAAGGAUUCCAGAAAGUUAAAGAAGAAACUGUGGGAGAACAAAGGCAGGGUACAGCCACAUAUUUUGGACAAGAACAGAGAAAAGGCAUUAGCCAAGAUAGCAACAAAAGGGGUGGUGCAGUUGUUUAAUGCAGUGCGGCAACAUCAGAAAAAACUGGAUGAGCAGUUUAGAGAAGUCAAGCAUUCUGAAGUUAAAAAAGAUAAAAUUAUGAAGUCUGUUGAUAAAAAGGCCUUCUUAGAUGUGCUAAUGGGGAAAGGCAGUUCAGCCAAAUUCGAAGCUGAUAUGAAGGAGGAAGAGGAUGAGAAAAAGGAGGAUUCUGUAAACCAAACAUGGAAAGUAUUACAGGAUGAUUUUAUGACUGGUGUCAAACUGAAAGACUGGGAUAAAAAUGAACUUGACCUCGAAGAUGACAUAACGCAUAAAUAAGUAGCUGAGUUGGUAAGCGUUUGCCAAGCUACACAAAAAGAUUUUCAUAAAUUUUGUAAUAUAAUACUUUGUAACUAAAGGUAUGUAAAUAAACUACUAGUAAUUUUUUA